Brachypodium distachyon (stiff brome) is the source of this 1702-nucleotide messenger RNA. RefSeq lists its product as uncharacterized. The record is from RefSeq and is a predicted model, not a curated record. Bases 231 to 1421 code for a protein of 396 amino acids. The transcript is spliced from 2 exons. NCBI's taxonomy places the organism in Eukaryota, Viridiplantae, Streptophyta, Magnoliopsida, Poales, Poaceae.
CGCGGAGGAGGCAGCCAGUUAAAAAUCUCACGCUAUCGCACGAGUACACGACGCACGACAGCGUCGACAGGGGAAAAAAAAGAGAAAGAAGGAGACGGCGCCAGGCGCCAGCCGCCCACCAAUCUUUUCUUCAUUCUUGUGUCUCGUCCUCCCGCCCGCCUCCAAACCCGAAAUCCCGAACCCUAACCUCCCAGAUCUCUCCCCGAGCCGGCGAGCCCAACCGCCCCACCAUGCGGAUCCGCAGGUACGCCUCCCGCAUCCUCGGCCUCACCCACACCUCCGUGGCGCCGGAACCGACUCCUCUAGUCGAGGAGCUCCCGCUCCCGCAACCGCCGCCGCGGCUGCCCCCCGCCGCCUGCGAACCCCACGCCUGGAGCUGGAGCACUGGCUUCACGUACCCUACUGCCUCCGCGGAGACUUGUGAGCUGAGCCGCUCGCCGUGGGACCUCAUCAGCGAGCUCCACUGCUUCGAUCCCCAGGAGAAGAAACACGUGGAGAGCUACUUCGUCCAUGUCAUCGGCCGGGCGAGCUGGCUGUUCCCGACCUGCUUGCCGGCAGCCACCUCCGUCGAGGAGAACAAGCCAGCCAUUGCAGUAGUCAACGGGGUCAGCGUCCAGCCAGGCUAUGAGGUUGCGAAGAAGCUGCCUGUGAAGAACAAAGUGGGGAGGGAGAGCAAGCCUAAACGCAAGGUAGAAGCUAAGAAAGAUGGCCAUGGCGGUUCUGUCGGAGUAGCACAAGGUUUGACGUGCAAGGAAAGCGAUGGCAAGAGCUGGUUCUGUGGACGGCCGGUGUGCCAGCCCAACUCCAAGAAACGCAGGAGGAAGUCAGCGGACGCAGGCGAGGGGUUCUACUACUACGCGGGGUUCGGCCCUUUCCGCACCAAGAAGAGGCAUUGCGGAACCAGCAGCAGGACGCACGAAUCUGCAGCCGCAGAACAAGAUCAAGAGGAGGCACCGGCGCCGCAAGACGUUAUGCCCGAGUCUGCACGUGCAGAGCAAGCUGAGGAUCCACUGGAAGACAUCACGCACGAACCUGCACCUCCGGAACAAAAACAGGAUCUGCCGGAAAACACCACGCUCGAACAACCUGCACCUGCUCCGGAACAAGAACAGUUGGCAUUGCCGGAAGACGACUGCGCUGCUCCUAUCGGAGAACAAGCUCAAGCUGAUGACGCUCACCGCCAUCAGGCGGCAGCCCAGCUUGACCGGUCUAGACGUGAAGAUAUAGCCGGGAUUGCAGGCAUCGACGAGGAGAGCAGCAGUGACAACGCGUAUUGUUACAGUGGCAAGGGUAAAACCCGAGUCAUCGGUGUCAACGGUGAAAGCAAGAGGAAGGGCCCAUGGAAAAAGCGGUGGAGGAAGCCCAUUAAGGCCCGGUCGCUCAAGUCCUUGAUGUACGUAAGCGCACACGGACUGCCUUGACUGAAGUCACGACACGCUCAAAAAGAAAACGAAAAAAAAGAAAACGAGAAAAGUUGUCGCUACGGCCGAUUGAUUAAAGGUGAGUUCACGAGACCAGUUAUGACUUUGAUGAGGUCCUAGUUGUGGGGCACGUAGGAGAGCCGGAUAUCCAAUUAGGAAGCUCAUAAUGUUGCUAGGUCUGUUAUUUCUUCAUCGUUUUCGGACGUCAGUUGAGGGCGCUUGUGCCCCCUGACGGUGUACCUCUAAACAUCAUGAGUUAAUAAAGUUCUGUUUACCCUAGA